GUGAUGCUAGUGUCAGUAACUCAGAGCAUGUUUCUCUCAAACACAAUGGUUUGUGAUCCCCUGGUAUCUUGGACAGAGUUAUUUGGGACAACCAAAGAUGACUAUACCACCUGUGAUCAUCAGAAAUAUUCUUAUUCUUUCUGGACAUCCAUUCACUCACUCAGAAUACUGGAGAAAGUCUCUGAAUGGUUGCAGUUUUGCUGUGACCAGUACAAACUAGAUGCCAACUGCAUUUCCUCCCACUUCAAUAUCAAUGGCUUACAGUUGUGCAACAUGACCCAGAAAGAGUUUUUAGAUGCUGCAGGCCUUUGUGGUGAAUACUUGUAUUUCAUCUUACAGAAUAUCAGGAUGCGUGGUGUUCCAGAAACAGAACACAAAACAAAAAGCAUUUCUGUGUGA
Mesitornis unicolor (brown roatelo) is the source of this 399-nucleotide messenger RNA. Its product is annotated as ETS-related transcription factor Elf-5-like. Gene Ontology annotation, molecular function: sequence-specific DNA binding. NCBI's taxonomy places the organism in Eukaryota, Metazoa, Chordata, Aves, Mesitornithiformes, Mesitornithidae. The record is from RefSeq and is a predicted model, not a curated record.